AUGGCAGACAACUUUGAGGACGUCCCCGACUCGACGGACUGGCUCUCCACGCCCCUCCCCGCUCUCUCAGCAGUCGAAGCCUCCUUGCGAUGCCAGGUCUGCAAGGACUUCUUCAAGACACCCAUGCUUACAUCAUGCUGCCACACGUUCUGCUCCCUCUGCAUCCGUCGCGCCUUGUCCAACGAUGGCAAGUGCCCUCUCUGCAGAGCUUCGGACCAGGAGCUCAAGUUAAGGAGCAACUGGUCCCUGGAGGAGGUUGUCGAGUCGUUCGUCAAGGCCAGGAAAGAUACGCUACACUUCGCGAGGACAGCGGGCCAGGGCCAGCGAGGAUCCAACGGUAAUGCGGCCAAGAGAAGGUUGGUCGAGGAAGGUGGCGAGCAACAGCCAGAGACCAAGCGCCUCAGGAGUUCAGCGAGGCUCAGCAGGACGAGAUCGGGACAGGCUGCGGCCGCGCCAGUGCGCGAGGACGACGAAGCUGAGCAGAUGGACCAAGCACAGGAAGAUGACGAGACCGAGGACGCAGAUUUCACUCCCGACGAUGGCCUAGUUCCCUGUCCCAUAUGUAGCAGCCGCAUGAAGGAAGCACAAGUCUUUCGACACCUCGACACCUGCGACGGCUCAAAAUCACCGCGUCAAUCAACAGCCCCCCGCACGGCGAGCUCAAGCCGGACACCGACACCAAACACUCCCGCCCGCGGCGGACCCAGACCGCACGCAGCGCCCGAACGCCUCCCCGCCCUCGCCUACUCCAUGCUCAAAGACGCCGCCCUGCGCAAGAAGAUGUCCGACCUCGGCCUCUCGGUGACGGGCGGCCGACUGCAGCUGGAAAAGAGGCACAAGGAAUGGGUGACGCUGUGGAACGCCAACUGCGACUCGGCGCGCCCAAAGAAGAGGGCGGAGCUGCUGCACGACCUUGACGUGUGGGAGCGCACGCAGGGUUCCAAGGCGGCCAUGUUUGCGCGGCCCGGGGCGGCGGUCAAGGACAAGGAGUUUGACGGCGUCGCGUGGGCGGCGAAGCACGAUACGUCCUUCAAGGACCUCAUUGCCAAUGCGCGUAAGUCGAGGGCGCAGGCGAAGCCUAAAUCAGAAGACGAGACAGAUACUCCAAAGUCAGGAGAUGGCGGGGUUGCUUCAACAGAGCCGGAUGCUCUCAAUGUGGCUUCGCAAAGGGAUGGUUCGGUGGCCUCCGCGGUGGUGAUCGAUUUGACGGAGCGACCAGCGGAUACCGCCAGAGACGUCCCUGAGGAUGGUCACCCAGUACCCAUGAUGCAAGUUGAGGCUUCGACAGCCACCAAACCUCAGCUGCCAGCAGCGGCAUAUCAUCUGCGCGACGGCUUCUCAGAGCCACAGAUACCCAGCAGUCAGGAGGCGCGGUGA
Colletotrichum orchidophilum is the source of this 1377-nucleotide messenger RNA. Its product is annotated as DNA repair protein rad18. The transcript has 2 exons. Gene Ontology annotation, molecular function: ubiquitin protein ligase activity; single-stranded DNA binding. Gene Ontology annotation, biological process: protein monoubiquitination; DNA damage tolerance. Bases 1 to 1377 code for a protein of 458 amino acids. Gene Ontology annotation, cellular component: nucleus; Rad6-Rad18 complex. Lineage: Eukaryota; Fungi; Ascomycota; Sordariomycetes; Glomerellales; Glomerellaceae. The record is from RefSeq and is a predicted model, not a curated record.